AUGAAUGAGCAUCACAGAAGUGGUACUGUAUCAUGCGCACAAAUAUUGGCAAAAAUGCUUGCCAGGGUGCCCACCAUGCUUCGACCCAAAAUUCGGAAAGGGUUCCCUUAUCAUGCACAUUCUACUCGAGCUUUCGAGGAGUCAAGAUCUCAUUUGUGUGGGUCUGUCUCAUUGGUCUUAUUCCUUUCCAUUGACUUGUAUAAAAAGAAAAGGAAUACAUCAUGUGCAGUGCAGGAUAAACAGGACUUUAAUCUCCAAAAAGAUAAAGUGGCCAUGCCAGAGGUUGACGUGGCGCUGACAUGGGACAUGACAUAUCAUGUUACCAUGACACUUGCAGUUGCAGAUGAGAGACUUUGUAUGUGGAGUGGGGGCCAGGAGUGUAACCAUCCAUUUUAUGGUGUCUAUGAUAUAUUGGAGAUCAUGGCUGUGACUGUUUCAAUUUUGAAGUGGUUGGUAGGAGUAGGGCCUUGCCACUACCAGUUUGUGAUGAGGAAAAUCGCUGCUACAUUGUGCUGGUAUUCUUCUGAAUAUGGUGUGAACUUGCUGCAGUUCAUCUAG
Messenger RNA from Sphenostylis stenocarpa, 558 nucleotides. NCBI's taxonomy places the organism in Eukaryota, Viridiplantae, Streptophyta, Magnoliopsida, Fabales, Fabaceae. The record is from the annotation of a GenBank genome assembly.